AUGGCUAAGAAGGUAUGGAAAUACUUCCGGAAGUACAAGUAUCUUCGAAUGUACUUCUGGAAGUACAAUACUGGUAGCCCUACUUACCUAGCUACCUUCGAAGGUACGAAGGUACGAAGGUACUUCCGGAGGUACCUUCGAAGGUACACGUACUGUACUUCCGGAAGUAACUUGGUGCGUGGCUAG
Molecule: messenger RNA, 186 nt
Organism: Micromonas pusilla CCMP1545
Lineage: Eukaryota; Viridiplantae; Chlorophyta; Mamiellophyceae; Mamiellales; Mamiellaceae
Exons: 1
Coding region: 1-186 (61 amino acids)
Source: RefSeq, a predicted model, not a curated record